This is a messenger RNA of Sphaeramia orbicularis (orbiculate cardinalfish), 2160 nucleotides long. RefSeq names its product sorting nexin 5 (gene snx5). Bases 130 to 1326 code for a protein of 398 amino acids. Gene Ontology annotation, molecular function: phosphatidylinositol binding; dynactin binding. The transcript is spliced from 13 exons. Gene Ontology annotation, biological process: pinocytosis; retrograde transport, endosome to Golgi. Lineage: Eukaryota; Metazoa; Chordata; Actinopteri; Kurtiformes; Apogonidae. Gene Ontology annotation, cellular component: endosome. The record is from RefSeq and is a predicted model, not a curated record.
GAAAAAAAGCGAUUUGACAGCUCGUCAGGCAGCUAUCCAGUGAGCCAACACAGAGCUUCCUGUAUUUAGUUUUCUUAUUUGGGCUGUUGGCCUGCUCUUACCAGACACUCGAUUUCAGUCACUGCCAUCAUGACCACCCUAGACGACAGCAAUAAGGAAAAAAUACGAUCGGUGUCUGUGGACUUAAACAAUGAUGCCUCUCUUCUCAUUGACAUUCCUGAUGCACUCUGUGAAAGGGACAAAGUUAAGUUCACUGUCCAUACAAAGACCACACUCAGCUCUUUCCAGAAGCCAGAGUUCUCUGUUCCCAGGCAACAUGAAGACUUUAUCUGGUUACAUGACACUCUGGUUGAGACAGAGGACUAUGCUGGUCUAAUUAUUCCCCCAGCACCCCCAAAGCCUGACUUUGAAGGCCCUAGAGAGAAAAUGCACAAAUUGGGGGAGGGUGAAGCCACCAUGACCAAGGAAGAGUACACUAAAAUGAAGCAGGAGCUGGAAGCUGAAUAUCUGGCUGUCUUCAAGAAAACUGUCCAAGUGCAUGAAAUCUUCCUGCAGCGACUAUCCUCUCACCCGAUUUUAAACAAAGACAGAAACUUCCAGAUUUUCUUAGAGUAUGACCAGGAUCUCAGUGUGAGAAGAAAGAAUGCAAAGGAAAUGUUUGGGGGAUUCUUUAAAAACAUGGUAAAGUCAGCGGAUGAGGUCCUUAUCUCUGGGGUAAAGGAAGUUGAUGACUUUUUUGAGCAGGAGAAGACAUUCCUUCUGGACUACUACAGCAAGAUCAAAGAUUCCACUGCCAAAGCGGAGAAAAUGACCCGCUCACACAAAAAUAUUGCUGAUGAUUACAUUCGGAUUUCUGCCACUCUGAACAGUCUUUCCUCUGAUGAUAGUACAGCGAAUAAGAAGCACUUAGAAAAAAUGUCUGACCUCUUUGAGAAACUCAGAAAAGUGGAGGGAAGAGUAGCCUCUGACCAGGAGCUAAAACUCACAGAGCUGCUAAGAUACUAUAUGAGAGACAUCCAGGCUGCCAAGGACCUUCUGUACAGACGGGCCCGGGCUUUAGCUGACUAUGAGAACUCCAACAAGGCUUUGGAUAAGGCUCGACUGAAGAGCAAGGACAUUCCUCAGGCAGAAGAGCACCAGCAGCAGUGCCUGCAGAAAUUUGACAAGCUCUCCGAGUCUGGGAAGAAGGAACUUACAAGUUUCAAGGGAAGACGUGUUGUGGCCUUUCGGAAGAAUCUCAUAGAGAUGGCUGAGCUUGAGAUAAAACAUGCUAAGAACAACGUGACUCUAUUGCAGGGAUGCAUUGACCUGCUCAAGACCAACUGAUGGUUUCACAUACCCCUGACCUACCAUCUCGAAAUGACCAGUCAUAACAGAUGAAAUCGUGGCAUCCCCAGAGCUCGGCAUGGACAUGAGUCCAUACCCUGUCUCUGAUUUCAUCAAUGGUUCUGAUGCCACUUCAAAAACCUGCACAAGGCCAAGUGUCUCGUAAGCAGAAUGUCUUGAAUGUUUACAGUGUCCUUGUACUCUGGUCCAUACUUGGUCCAUAUCCAUUAUUUAUGGAAGUCUAAUACCGUGUGAUACCAUGUGAGGCUGCCAACAUAGUCCUUCCAUUUUCCUUUUUUUUUUCUCACUUUUUGUUUUUCUUUUAGCCUCUGUAAAUUCUUCCUCUAACCCUCUCCCCCAUAUGCACAAAAAUACUAGUACCAUAGAGCCUAAUCCAUUUGAAGUUCCUUUAUUGAAUAAGAAUGAAAUACCUUUUCAAAGGUUCAGUGUGUGAUAUUUGAGUUUGCAACCAACUGAAUGCUCCCACACUUCUCUAAUGUUGGCUGCAAAAAAACAAGGAAGUUUAUAAGAGCCAGUGUUUAUUUUGUUUGUUUUUUAAGUUAAGGUGAUAUUAACUCUUGUCCACAAUCAGACCAGUAGGUGAUAGUAAUACUUCUUAACAUUGGGUGCCACCUUUCAUAAAACUGGGGGAAAAAAAGAACAAAAAGAAGUCUGUUCUGAGUUACUGUAGGAACAUGGUGGUGCAGCAUGACUCCAUGAAAGGUGACCAGCCCCCUCAGCAGAUAUAAAUGACUCAUUCUAAGGUAUCUUAAAAAAAAAAAAAAAAAAAAAAAAAAAAAAAAAGGAAUUUUCAUUUGUGGAUAAUUCUAAAUG